Messenger RNA from Momordica charantia (bitter melon), 2130 nucleotides. RefSeq lists its product as uncharacterized. The record is from RefSeq and is a predicted model, not a curated record. Lineage: Eukaryota; Viridiplantae; Streptophyta; Magnoliopsida; Cucurbitales; Cucurbitaceae.
AAUCAUGAACGCUAUUUUUAUUAUUUAAAGAAAGCUAGGCUGUGCUUGUAGUUGAAUUUGAAUUGAACUGUUGUAGAGUUAGAGGCGUAAUUUGAGAAUACUUCAGAUUCAGCCAUUAGGCAAAAGGAAGCAAAAGCAACCUCUCUCUCUCUCUUGCUCCUCUCUCUAUUUCCGUCUUUGAUUGCCUUUGUGAACAGUAACCGCUUGAGGUCGAAACUUUUGGAGGUCUGUUUGGCUGAAGAAUGGUUCGCUUCUUAGGGUUUUCGUUUCUCUGUUUUGAAGAUUGGCUUCUUUUGGAUUGAGAAUUGCCGGAGCUUCAGUGUUUCAUGAACCGGUGAAAGGGGAGGAAUCCGCCCUUUCUGAGUGGAUCAAUGUGCACUUGCUAGGCUCAGCGUCUCCUUUAUAUUCUUCUCGUUGUUACAAGAAAAAGAAAAACAGAAAAUAAAUUUCAUUUCUGAGGAUAUGGGAUGCCUAGUUUCAAAGCCGGCAGAUUCUGGUGGAAACAGGCGGAGGCCGGGAAACAUUGGGGAAGUUUCAGUCUAUGUUCCUGGUCUUCGUAUUCCAAAACCAGUUGAUUUCUCUCUCACACUUGGCGAUAAUCUAUCCAAAAAUCUUGUUGAACGUCUUUCGGCUCUGAGAACUCGUAUAGUUGUAAUGGCUGGCCAGGAAGGUCCAACAAUAACAAGAACACGGAGAAAAACUGCUACCCAACAUGGUGGUUCAACAUUAGCUGAUCUUCAGCAGGCUCUGGAAGAUUAUUUGCCUGUUCUUCUGGGAUUAGUUAAAGAUGGAAACCAGCUUCAACACAAAGUACAGUUUGCAUGGAUUAAUCAGGAGGAUGAUUUGGAGGAAACCACCAUGUCCAAUGCUUGGUAUGAGGUGCUGUCAGUUUUGCACUUAAUGGCAAUGCUAUCAUUAUCACAGGCCAACUUAUUACUUCUUCCUAGAACAUCUUCUGAUGGUUAUCAGCCAAAAGUAUCAGAAGAGAGUAGGCGAGCUUCAAUUGACAUUUUUGUAAAGGCUGCAGGAUAUUUGGAUUGUGCUGUUAGACACGUUCUUCCUCAGUUGCCUGCUGAAUUUAGGAGAAAUCUGCCGGUAGACCUUGCUGAAGGAGUUCUUCGAGCGCUUUGCCUGCAAGCACUGGGGCAGGGAGUUGAUAUUCAGCUAGGAAUGGCUAUUGAUAGCACCAAAGCUACUCUCGCUGUUAAGCGAAGGCUUGCAUGUGAGAUGGUAAAAUAUUGGCAGCAGGCCCAAGAUAACAUUAUGAAUCUUCCAUUAUCGAAUGGUUGGGGAGAGAAGCACCGGUUCUUCGUUAAAUGGAAAUACAUUGAAGCAAAGGCUGCAGCUUAUUAUUACCAUGGUUUGAUUCUCGACGAGGGAAACACAGAGAAGUCCCAUGGGAUGGCUGUAGCUGCAUUGCAAGCAGCUGAUGAAUAUUUUAAAGAAAGUAAAAAGGCUUGUGAGGCAUUUAACUCCGCUCUUCCUUUAUCAAGAAAUCCGCCACUUUUUGGAACCAUGAAGUAUCUAUCAGAAAAAAUUCCAAAAGACGCUUCAAGCAAAGUGCGGAUAAACCGCGACUUGUACUCUUUCGAAAAGAUCGUGGAGACCGCACCGACGUUGCCCGAUUUUGCCCUGGCCCUGAAGCCGGACGAAUUCCAACUUCCUGCAGUGGAUCCCUCAUGGAACGAGGAGAACAUAAACAGAGCACAAGUUGCCCCUAAACAAUUAAAGGUUGAUCAAAGAUAAGAUAAUCUGCAUAUAUUACGUUGAUACAGGACUGAGACGACGCCGGAAAAGAUUGUAAUGCCAAGGGAAAGCACGUCGUUCUUCAAUCAUUGUGUGUACCUAUAGGGUCCSGUUUUUUACUUCUCUCUUUUCCUUCUUAAUAAAUUCAUAUUCGCCUUCUUCCUUGAGGUCUGUUUAUCUUGCAAGAAGAGUUCCCAAGUUCCUCUGAAUGUAUUGUUUUCUGCCAUCAAAGUGGGCGUUUCCCCUUUUCUUUUUCCUUCUUUAUUUUGCUUCUCCCUCCCAUUCUUUGUUGAUGGGGUUCUUUUGAGGUUAGAUGCUCGAUUCACCGAAAGACAAGCUAUUUGUCCAGUGUUUUGUUUAGGURGAAACAAGGGAAAAAGUAAA